Asparagus officinalis (garden asparagus) is the source of this 865-nucleotide messenger RNA. Its product is annotated as probable histone H2A variant 3. The transcript has 2 exons. The coding region runs from base 131 to 535 and encodes 134 amino acids. Gene Ontology annotation, cellular component: nucleosome. Lineage: Eukaryota; Viridiplantae; Streptophyta; Magnoliopsida; Asparagales; Asparagaceae. Gene Ontology annotation, molecular function: DNA binding; structural constituent of chromatin; protein heterodimerization activity. The record is from RefSeq and is a predicted model, not a curated record.
UACCUUCCUCUCGAUCGACUCCUCGAAAAUCCCCGAUCUCUUCUCCCUCUCUUUCUCUCACAAUCGAUUUAUCGCCCCCCUUUAAUUUAUUUAUUUAUUUUUUUAAAUUUCAUCAGAAAAAAGAGAGAAAAUGUCUGGAAAAGGAGCGAAGGGAUUGAUAAUGGGGAAAUCGUCGGCGAUGAACAAGGACAAGGACAAGAAGAAGCCUGUGUCUCGCUCUUCUCGCGCUGGACUUCAGUUUCCUGUUGGUCGUAUCCAUCGUCUCCUGAAGUCCCGAAUCGCUGCAAAUGGUAGAGUCGGAGCUACCGCCGCAGUAUACUCUGCGGCUAUUCUUGAGUACUUGACUGCUGAAGUGUUGGAGUUAGCUGGCAAUGCGAGCAAAGAUCUGAAGGUUAAGAGAAUCACUCCAAGACAUCUUCAGCUUGCAAUUAGAGGCGAUGAGGAGCUUGAUACCCUUAUCAAAGGGACAAUCGCUGGAGGUGGUGUGAUCCCUCACAUUCACAAGUCCCUCAUCAACAAAUCCUCCAAAGAUUGAGUUCCAGUUUUCAAAAGUUUAUCUAUUAUUUUUCUCAUUGUUGGUAACCAUAACUUGAGAUCUUUCGUAUCUUCGUAUCUGGAUGAUUGAGUAUCUUUUUGGUGGCAAUAAGCUGUGCCCACGUGGAGCUUCAGUUACUUUAGUUUCAUUGGAUUCUUUGAAUUAUUCUGCAGAAAGUGGAAGUAUUUGUUAUUAUAGAUGCUUUAUUUCCAGACACCAUUAGAAGAUAUGAACAGUCGUUUUUUAUGACGCAUCUCUUUUCUAUUUUGCCUUGUGAUGUAGUUUCAUCCUGAUGUGUAAUUUGGUGAAUAUAUUGAAUUUCUUUGACUG